Pararge aegeria (speckled wood butterfly) is the source of this 1513-nucleotide messenger RNA. RefSeq names its product retinol dehydrogenase 11-like. The transcript has 6 exons. The record is from RefSeq and is a predicted model, not a curated record. The coding region runs from base 524 to 1465 and encodes 313 amino acids. NCBI's taxonomy places the organism in Eukaryota, Metazoa, Arthropoda, Insecta, Lepidoptera, Nymphalidae.
AACUCAUGCGUUAAUUCAUUAGCUCUCAAACAACUAAAUACCUGUAGCAAUUUUUUUUAUAACACUAUAAAUUAAACGUAUUCUGAAUGUAAGAAAACUUUGACAGCCUGGGUGAAGACACUAAUAUGAGAAAAAAAUGGCACUUCUUCAAUUUUAAUAAUUAUAAUGGGUAUAUAGCUAUACACACUCAAUCACAUGCACUCACACAUAAAAACACACACACACGCAUACAAACACACAGUGGUGUGCGAAGUGCGCACACCACUUAAACACGGUAUACACACCAAGAUAGACAAAGGCUCAAUCGUUUUUCAUAUUUUUUUUGUAUGUCCACGGUGUAAUAGAACUUGGAAAUAAACUCCUUUAUUAUUUGAAAAGAACCUGAGCUAGAUGCCAGUGUGCAGUGUUAACUGGGCUUGUUUUCGAAUAAUUUUCUGGAGAUUUAAGCCAUAUCACAUCUGAUAACGCAGUUUAGAGUUUGGUAUAUCUAUACGUUGACGGAUUUAUAAAAAUAGAUUAAACUAUGGAUUAUUUAAGUAGUUGGUGUAAGAGUACAAGGACUUUAGAGGGAUACACUGCAGUCAUAACUGGAGGAAAUGCUGGCAUAGGCAAAGAAACCGCUCUCGAUUUGUUUAAAAGAGGUGCCCGUGUUAUUUUAGCGUGCCGCAAUUUAGCCAAGACCGAAAAGGCGAGAGAGGAUAUUCUAAAGCAAACCAAUGAUGAACAUAAAGGGUCAUUAGCUAUAGAAAAGCUUGAUCUGAGCAGUUUACAGUCAGUUCGUGAAUGCGCUUCUCGCAUAUUGGCCAGCGAGUCUAAAAUCAACAUUCUUAUAAACAACGCGGGUAUAAUGAUGACUCCAAAGGCCACGACGGAGGAUGGUUUCGAGAUACACAUUGGUACCAAUCACUUUGGGCAUGCUCUGUUCACAUUGUUGUUAUUACCACGAAUAUUAGAGAGCGCAACGCAAAUUCCGGCAAGAAUUGUAACUGUGGCAUCUCUGGCGCACAUACUCUCCAAUUUUGAUUUUGAUGAUGUGAAUAUUGAAAAAACGUUUUAUCUGCCGGUGAAAGCGUACAGCAGAAGUAAAGCUGCAAACAUAAUGUUCUCUAGAGCUAUACAUUUAAAACUAAGAGAGCAUAACAUACAAAAUGUUAACACGUACAGUUUACACCCUGGAGUAGUGGCAACCGAACUGGGUAGGGAUUUAGACAAAACUGUGUUUUAUGGGACGACAUGGCUCGUCUAUAACGUCAUCAAGUGGGUCAUACGAUCACCACGCAGCGGUGCCCAAACGACCAUCUACUGUGCUGUUGACGAAGCUUGUGCCAACGAAAGUGGACUUUACUACGACAACUGUGGUGUUUCCCGAAAAUACUGGCAAUGCAGAAGUGACGUAUCUGCUCUGAGACUUUGGGACUUGACUCUUGAGAAACUAGACAUGCAAGAUCCGUUCGCGGCCAAAUGAUGCACAUUAUGUAAAUGUUAUUUUAAAAUAUAAUAAAAUAUAUGUUAA